GGCCGAAUGGCAAAAUACUGAUACUAAUUAUUGUACUCAAACAUUUUGGCUAGAAUUUGCAUACGUUCCUGCCUUCCGGCGUGGGGUUACCCAUACACCACUGCGACCACAGCUCUGCAUGCGGUGUGGAGUAUUGUUUAUGGCUUUGUGUCAGCUUGCUUGAUUGGCGUGUGGGCUGCUGGCGGCGAGUGGGCAGGCUAACAUGGAGUCUCAGCUCAGCAUCGUCCGGCAGGCCUUGCAAGCCUUGUACGCAGCCCAAGACGGGGCUAUGCGCAAGGCUGCAGAUAACUGGCUCCAAAACUUUCGGAACAGCGCUGGCGCUUGGCAGCUAUGUUUGGCGCUGCUUUCUCGACCCGGACUUGCGGAUUAUGAAUACCAUUUCGCGGCACAAUCGCUCCGACUGGCCUGCUCCAAAGUCCCGGAGGUCCUCGACCCUCACGUGCUGCAAGGUCUCGCCGUACAGUUGGCGGCGCUGCUGCUCGCAAGCGUCAGUGCAGGCGCAUGGCCCGUAGCCGGCCAGCUGAGUUCCGCUCUGGCCGCCCUCGCCGUCCGCGCCUCUUGUUGGGAGGAGGAGGCGCUGGUGCCUCAGCUGCUGUCGCUGCUGGCGCCGCAGGUGGCUGCGGCGAUGCUGGCGGACCUGGCGCUGGGGGUGGGGGUGGUGGGCGGCGCGCACAGCGGCGGUGCGGCGGUGGUGGCGGCGGCGGUGAGCGCGGAGGCGAGUGCGGUGUAUGCGCUGCUGCAGGUGGUGAGCAGCCUCCCAGAGGCGUGCCUCGCACGUACCGUCAUGACCCACCCGCAACGCAAGACCCUGGUCACCGCAGCCCUCGCCGCCGACGCCACUGUCGUACCGCUGCUUCGAGCCGCCGUCGUCGGAGGCCGCGCCCUCGCCGCCGCCGGCGGUCUCGGCGUCGGCGCAUUGGGUCUGGGUACGGCGCCCGCGACGGCGGCGGUAGCUGCGGCGCUUGCUGGCGGCGGGCUGCAGAGCUCGGCGCUGCGUCGAGCGGGUCUGCAACUGCUGCAAUCUUGGUCGGAGCAGCUGGGGACGGCACCUCGAGGGCUGGAGCAUGAGGAAGAGCUCAUCAGCUCCCUCUACGAGGCCCUGGUUACCACCGACACCGCCGCCCUCGCAGCCGAGUGCCUCUGCGCCCUCAUCAACACCUGCUCACCCAACCGGCCGGAAGUCACCGACGACGGCUACCAUAGCGACACCUCCUCCUCCUCCUCCGGCCGCUUCCUCCAAGAACUCGGCAACUUUGGUCUCAACCUGGGGGCGUUCGGACACGCACACCAACAAGCCAACCAGGCCUACCACGCCGGCGGUGGCGGUGGCGGCGGCGCUGGAAGCCGUCGUGGGAACUGGGGUGAGGCCCCCGGGUUCCGUAAGCCUCGUCACGGCGGCGGCGGAGGCCAUGGCGGAGGUCAUGGCAGCCACGGGAGCCACGGCAGUCACGGACGAGGUCAUGGAGGUUCUGGGAUGAGGCACUCGAACUCACUGCUAGGCAUGGGCAGCAGCGGCGCCGGCGGUGGCGUCGGUGGCGGUGCGGGGUUAGGAGGCCUGGCGGCGGUGUCGACGGGUGCGGCGGCGGCGGCGGGGCUCGCUGUGCCGAUGACGCCGGAGCGGCAGCUUGCGAAUGUGCUGCUGAUGCAGCGGCUGCUGGAUGGGCUGCAAGUGCUGGUGCAGGGCGCCGCGCUCGUGUUUCGGGAGCAACAACAGCAGGUUGCGUUGGUGGGCGGCCCCUCCGCCGCGGACGCUGCCGUACUCGCCGCCUCCGACUGCGGCUUCUGGUCGCUGUGGACCGACAGUGCCGUACUGCAGGCGGUGUGCAACGUGCUGUGCGCCGCCGCGGCUGCCGUACUGCCCGGCGCCCUCCGCGGCGACGCGGCCAUGCAAGGUCGUUUCAACGCGCUGUGGCCACAGCUGAUGGCGCUGCUGGGGCACGGCAAUCCCGAGGUCGCGCUGAGCUGCGUCUCCUUCUGGCAGGACACCUACCUGGCACAGCUCAUGCAGACAUGCGCCGUAGCCAUGUCGCCGACCCGCGGGUCAGUCCAUGCCGUGGGUCUGCAGCAGCAGCAGCAGCGCGCCAUCCUGCAGAGCCAUCUGCCGCUGCUGGGGCAGCUGCUGGCGGGGCUGGUGUCACGGGCGGCACUGAGCCCCGAGGCCGCGGCUGUUGCUACUGCAGACGCGCGAGACCUGCCGGAGGAAGUGCGCAUGGUACGACGCGAACUCGGCGCAACCAUGCGGGAUCUGGUGGGCCUUGUGGGGUUGGGCCACGUGGCGGCGUUCCUGGAGCGAAUGAUCACGGAGCACGCCUCGCAGCUGCGGGCGGGCGGCAGCGGCGCGGCGGAUGGCGCCGCCGCAGCCGUGCCUGCGCCGCCUGCCUGCGCGUGGACCCGGCUGGAGAGCUCCCUGUACGCUGCGAAUGUGGCGCUGUGCAGCGGUGUGGGCGGCGGCGGCAGCUCCGGAAGCAGCAGGUACCUGAACAGCACCAACAGCACCGGCAGCAGUGCCAGCUGCAGCCCAGAAAGCGCCGCCUCCGGCUCGCCCUUUGCCGCCGCGGGACCUCCAGUCGACGACGCCCACGUCGCCUCCAUCAUCUCAACCGCCGCCGCCGCCGUCAUGCAUCCCGCGAGCUCCCUCAAGCUCGCCGGCACGGCGCUCACCUUGGUAGGCGGCAUGGCUGCGUGGUUCGCGACACACCCCGGGGAGCUUGCAGGUCCGCUGGAGGCGGUUCGUGCAGCGCUGGGCUCAUCAGACGAGAAGCUGGCACGUAACGCGGCGACGGCGCUGAACCGGCUGUGCGUGCACUCGGGCUGUGCUGCGCUGCUGCUUGGGCGGUACUCGAGCUGGGUGGCGGGUCUGCGUGGGCUGCUGCCGGGACCGGAGCUGACGUUGAGGCACAAGCCGGCUCCUGGCGUGGACCUGAGCUCCAGGGAGUUGCUGGUGGCUUCGCUGAUGCGUCUGGCGUGCAGCAGCACCAUUCCGAGACCGCUGUCGCCUCGGCCGCAGUCUCCAACUCUGCAGCAGCAGCAGCAGCAGUCGUCGCCUGCACAGCAGCAACAGCAGACGCCUCAACUGCAGUCGCAGCAGUCCCUCCAGCGCCAGCACUCGCAGCACUCCUACCAGCAACUGCAGCACUCUCACUCCCACUCCCAGAUCUCCACAUCGCCCUCCGUUGCCGGCUCGUCCAACCCCUCUAGUCCCGAUCGCGAUGCCUCCGACCAGCGCAUUUCCCCCGCCUUGACGCCGCAGCUGCUUCUCCAACAGCUCCUGGCGCCCCGCGUCAUUGCUGCUGCCACCGAGCUGGAACGCCUUGCAACCGCCCUCGCCGCCGCUAGCUCCUCCGGAGCUCUGCAGACCCACCUUCAGCUCUUGCGGGCCGGCCGAGUGAACUCACCCUACUCCGGAUCUCCGCAACAGUCACACCCACACUCGCCGACUCAGCACCACCACCACCUCCACCACCAGCCCGGACAUCUACACUCCCGUCAACAUCCCCAUCACUCCCACCACCACCACCACCACCAUCAGCAGCAGCAACAGCAACAGCGGCGUUCCUCAGACGACGGCGGUGCCCCCAUGCAACCCCGAGUACCCCUGUGUUGUCCGGGAUCAUCGCCGGAGCUGCAGCAAUUGGGUGCGCUCGCAACCACAGCGGCGCAACGGCUCGGAGGGCUGGCCAGCAUGUUGUUGUUCGUACCGGCGGCGGGUCAGGUCCAAGACAUGGGCGCCAGCAGCCCGGGCGGACGUCGCGGCGGCCCCGAUGGAGUCCGCGGAGAGACCGAGAGCCCCGCGGUUACGGUCGUGUCGAUGGUCGUACAAGCGGUGCGGGCGGUGUGGCCGCACUUGCUGGCGUGCCUGCAGCCGCCGCAAGGCGGCGGUGCUGGCGGCAGCCCGGCGGCGGCUGGCGGCAGCGCCGCUGCCCCCUCGAGUCCUACCUCUAGGAGCCCCGGCGGCCUGCUGCUGGACACCUGCGAGGGCGCACACCUGCUGCCGGCUGCCUGUUCGCUGGUGCAGGGUGCCCUGCUGGUGGCCUCCUCCUCGGGUGUGGGAUUGCAGGUGGCCUCGGGCGCUGCGGACCUGCUGUCGAGCGCCGUGUGCCUACUGGCCGCCUCCCACAACGCGCUGCCCAUUACACCCACGGAGCUGCAGCUGCAGCAGCAGCAGUGGCCCGCCAACCUAGACUGGCCCGAGCCCAGCGCUGCGCCCUCCACGCCGGGGCGAGGAUCGCAGGGGCGCGCUGCGGCGGCCGCGCUGGCCGCUGCUGCUGCUGCGGCGGCGCCGUCGCCUGUGGGCCCACCUGUGUGUGUUUUGCAGUUGGUGCUGGCGUCACUGCCGGUGUGCAGCGAAUUGAUGGCACACCAGCACCAGCAAGGGCCCCAGGGGGCGCAGGCGGCAACGGUGGCGGAGCAGGCGGUUCGGGCGACAUGCGUCGUGGUGCGACGGGCAUGCACGAGUUUGCAGGCUCCUCGACCGCCCCCCGUCUUCCCCUACGGCGGCCCUUCGCCCUCGAGCUUUGGUCCCGACCCAGAUCGGAUUCUGCAUGUGCUGCCGGUCUUCCAGUCACUGCUGCUGCAUGCGCCGCAAGCCCUAGCCUCCUCAAGGGAGCUUCUGGAGUGUGUCGUGGCUUCCACCGUGGGCUGCAUGCACUGCAACGACCCGGAGGCAUGCCGCGCCGUACUGGACUGGACGCAGCUGCUGCUCUGCUGCUCGGCCUUUGCUCCCCAGGCGUCGGGCGCUGCCCCCGCCGCCGUAACGGCCGCCAUGACGCUGAAUGCGGGUGUGGUUGGUGCAGGAAGCGCCGACAUCGGUGCUGCUGUGAACAGCCUCCCCGCCAGCGGCAGCGGCACGCUGUCAACCGUGUUGAGUAGCACCCUGGGUCGGAACACGGGUAGCCGCGGCAGCAGCAGCGUGGCGUCUGGCGGCGGCCUGGGCUGCCUGCUGAACCGCUGCAGACAAGUGCCUGCACUGGAGGUUGCCUAUUCGGGCAUUGCUGCGCAGCUCGAUGCUCCCUGCUCGUGCUGCGUGCCUAACAGCUUGGGUGUGGUUCACACGAUUGCUGCGCUGGAGUACGGUUUGGCGCCCGGUUGCGAACCGCCGACAUCGCCUCAGGCUUUGGCUCAUGCGCACUUGCUGGCCUUGGCUCAAAUGGGGCAGCUUGGGCAGCUAGGUCAGUUGCAGCAGCUGCAACAGCUGCAGCAGCAACUUCAGCAGCAGCUGCAGGGGCAGCGUCAGGGUGGUGCAGCCGUAGUCGGCUGCCUAGGAUCGGUGCUGGUGCUGUCGUUGAUGGAGGCGGGGUCUACGGGCAUGCCUCCUGACCUAAUGCUUCCCAUCGCGACGUGCUUGCAUGGGGCCUGGCAUGCCAUGGGGGGUGCACGCUUCCGUGCUUGGUUGCGUAUGGCGGCUGUGGAGCUGUCCGGGACCAACUUACUGGGAGGCGGACCCAUGGGUCAGGGAGUCAUGGGAGGUCACGCGGCAGCGGCGGCGGGCGCUGCUGCGGCUGCGGCGGCCGCGGCGGCGGGCUAUGUAGGUCCUCUGCCUUGGUCGCGGCUGACGCCCCAGGCCCUUGCCACGUCGCUGAAUGAGCUGUGGGGCGAUGAAUGCGAGCGAGACGUUAUGAAGUUUAAGAGAGCGCUCAAGACGCUGUGUGGCGGCAAGAAGAAGGGCACCGGCGGUCCUAUGUAGGUGGAAGAACAAGCAAAUGGCGUCGAAGAUCCAACUUUGGAAAGCGACGCUGGGUGGAAACAUUGAAGAAUUUGAUGGUGGAGGCUGUUUGUUUCGCAUCAGCUCGGACAGGCGGUGUUUUCGGAUUUGUGUGCCUUUUGUUGGAUCUGAGAACAGCGGUAUAUCACAUUUGCUGAUGUAAUUCCGGACCCUAAUUUACGAUUGUCAAUGUUUGGGUUUGCAAGUUACUCAUAAAGAUUGUACGUAUGGCGUGUGGAAUCGCCACAUAACGGCCGAAACAGGUCUGUACGUUUGUGAUAAAAAUAUUCGAGGUGUUGUGCGCCUCUGUAUGCCGGCCCGGUGUAAAGCGUGCCGCGUUUUGAAACGAUGCCUUAAAUGCGGGAGGUAAGGUAGGCUGGAGCGAUGAUGUUGUAUACGGGCGACCUGUAUCGACUUCCGUACAAGUUUUAAUUCAACGUGGGAAAACAUCACACUACUAUGCUCCUCAUUGACUUGCGUGGGCGAUAGAAACAAACGUCAUCGGACUUGGUGCUUUCCUUGUGGGACAGCCUCUCCUCGACAAUCCAGAGCGUGUUUUCAGCCCCCCUGAAACCGCCCCCGUCCCCUGCUUGCGCACUUGGUGUCUGAUUUGUGUGCGUGUGUAUACGGCUGUCGUUAGCAGGGUCUUCUUACCGCGCGUAAAAUUUGAAGAAGCCUUUGUUGAUUGGAACAGUUGACGAUUUGGGGUCUUGGUCGAUUUGACGGCGUCUGACUGCUGACUGACAGUUGCUUGUGUGUGCGUGUGCGUGCGUGCGUGUGUAUUUUACCCCACUGUAUGGCAGGGAGUCAUUGACUUUGUGUUGUGUGCCUCCCGCUGCCGUGCGUUAUACCGUUACAUACGGCAACCCCCAAGGACGCGCGCAAGUAAGCGGAUAAGGUACGGUUAUGGUGCACACCUAGUGUGGGAAUAUAUAUUGCCCUUGCAUAGUGCUGGCUGGCUAUAGCUGGUUGCUGCGGCGGUUUGUUCGCGUGCACCCUCAUCUCGGCUCUGCGUUUCAGAGCAGACAUACGGUUGUGUGCGAGACCGUACAGCAAGAGCGUACAGCGAGGGUUCGGACACAUCUAUGGCUGGGUACUCAACUCUCUCACGUUGUACGGUAUCUGUCCUCUGCCCUGCUGCCAGCCGAGCAAUUUCUUGGCCACCGCGUGCCCUGUGUGGUUGUUAAGAACACAUACCGACGACCAAAACCGCGUCCAUCUACCUACGCGGUCUAUCUGCGUGUGGUAGCGGUGACCUAUCUACUUCUUGAGACGAUGCGGUGCUACUGUUUUGGCGCCGCUGUUUAUAGUAGCUUUGUUGCGGAAAAGUGUGACUGAAGAUGUGUGAUGUCUCGCCUCGAUCGCGACCUUGGCUAAUGGACCAUCUGCGCUAGGGCGCUCAGUUCUUCUGUCGAGAAACGGGUCUAGAUGUGUGUGCGUGUGUGCGCCUAGCAGUGUGUCAUAUUUUUGUGAAAAUGCGGCACCAUACAAGGAAAGCCAACGUACAGAAACGCAGGCGAUGCUGUUUGCCGCCGCGUUGUAGGUUUUGGGCCUUUUUCUCGGGUCCGAAAUACGACUUACAUAUAACUAUGCUGCUGCUGCAGUUGCAGCUACAGCUGGGGUACAGUUGUUUCUGCUACUGUUGCGGCGGUAGCUGCGCCGAAUAGGUGCCGUACUGGUAAUUGAGUGCCGCUUUGUCAAAUGUUGCAUUUAAUGUUCACGGUGUGGUUGUACUUGCCGAGUGACUCGCUGUAACUGCGUGUGGCAUCCAGCAUGACGCUUGU
Molecule: messenger RNA, 7485 nt
Organism: Astrephomene gubernaculifera
Lineage: Eukaryota; Viridiplantae; Chlorophyta; Chlorophyceae; Chlamydomonadales; Astrephomenaceae
Source: the annotation of a GenBank genome assembly